Molecule: messenger RNA, 597 nt
Organism: Fragaria vesca subsp. vesca
Lineage: Eukaryota; Viridiplantae; Streptophyta; Magnoliopsida; Rosales; Rosaceae
Product: protein PLANT CADMIUM RESISTANCE 11-like
Exons: 3
Coding region: 1-597 (198 amino acids)
Source: RefSeq, a predicted model, not a curated record
AUGGACGAAUUGCAGAACGAGUCUCUCCCUUCGGCCCCAUCGGUGCCGCCACUAAGUCCUCGGAUUAAACCAUCAUCAGCACCACCCGUUCCUUUUGAUUUGAAUGAUCAGCCCCACACAACCACCGGCGUUCCGGUCGUGCCGGUGACCCUUCCUCAUUCCCCAGCCCCUUGGUCCAGUGGCCUAUGCGAUUGUUGUGAAGAUCUCAGUAGUUGUUGCUUAACAUGUUGGUGUCCAUGCAUAACAUUUGGACGCAUCGCAGAAAUUGUGGACAGGGGAUCAACUUCCUGUGGAGUGAGUGGAACACUAUACGGUUUGAUGAUGUGCUUGAUGGGUUGCUCGUGUUUGUAUUCGUGCUUCUAUCGAACCAGACUGAGAGGGCAGUACUUCUUGGAGGAGAAGCCAUGCGCAGAUUGCUGCGUCCAUUUUUGCUGCGAGGAAUGCGCUCUCUGCCAAGAGUAUCGACACCUUCAGAACCAGGGCCUCGACAUGACCAUAGGUUGGUAUGGCAACGUCCAUAGGCAGAGACGACUAGCCGCAAUGCAGCCACCGCCGGUUAUAAUGCCUCCACAGCUUCAGACCGGCAUGAAUCGUUAG